CUGCGAGGCUGGAGAUGAGAGUAGGGAGGCACCGGGGCAAUAGAUCCAUGGGAGAAUGAGUCGCUAGGGGAGCAGUGUUUUGUACAUGGGAGGGGUAUAGCUGAUUAAUGUCAAAUCGUUAUGAUCAAAGCCUCUAAUGAGAAGCUCCGGCUGCCAGUUUCUCACUUCCUUGUAUUGGGCUCUGUAUUCCGCCUCUGCCCAAUGAGGAGAUCAUUCCCGAGUGCCAGCCUGCAGAUACCCAGUAAGGACUGAUAUGCCAUGUUCUAUGUAAGGAGACAUUUCUUCUGUUGGUGUACCGUCGGCAUAACAUGCCUUCUUCUGUCCUUCAACUUUUAUUGGUCAAAGAAGUUUCAUUUGGGAGUUGCCUGGAGAAACAUCGAGUCUUGCAGCGUCAAGUUGCCUCAAGACACAAUCACACCACUGAAGGGCACCAAAGCCUAUGUCAUCGCCCCAUACUAUGACAACCGAGAGAAGGACAUCAUACGGAUCUUGGGGAUUGUCCACCAUCAAGAGGUGGAAGAACUUUACUGCUACUUCUGUUGUACAUCCGACACUGUUCUGUACACAGUCAAAGCAGUCAUAAAUAUCCACUCGGACCGGUUUGACUUCCCCUAUGGUUUAGCCGAUAUCAUCUGUUCAGAACCACCAAGCUGCACGCCGACACACGUCUCAGUUCACUGGUCUCCAUACGAACCACACGACAGUCUUACCACCUUCAAAAUUCUUAACAGAAACCCAGGCAGACCAACAGCCAACUUCACCGUCUGUUUCUCCGCCAUGUUUGGGAAUUACAACAACGUCCUGCAGUUCAUCCAGACCAUUGAAAUGUAUAAGAUACUGGGCGCCCAAAAUGUCAUGGUCUACCUAAACAACUGCAGCCGAAAAAUGGAGAAGGUCCUUCAGUACUACACCGAGGAAGGGACGGUGGAGGUGAUCCCCUGGCACAUUCAGCGAUAUCUGAAGGUCUCUGAUAACUGGCAAUAUCCCAACGAUGGCACGGAAAUUGGUUAUUACGGGCAGAUAUCGGCACUAAAUGACUGUAUUUACAGAAACAUGUACUCUAGCAAGUUUGUUGUACUCAACGACCAGGAUGAAAUAAUUCUGCCUUUCAAGCACCGGACUUGGGACACCAUGAUGGAAAGUCUUCAACGAAAAAACCCCAAAGUGGGAAUCUUUCAAUUUGAAAACCAUAUUUUCCCCCAAACUGUGGUUUCCAAUGGAAAUUUUACCAACACAUCUUCAUGGAACAGGGUCCCGGGGUCCAACCUACUGCAAUAUAUACACCGGGAACCAGACAGACUUUCGUACUACAAUGCCCGGAAAAUGAUAUUGGAUCCGAGGGCAGUGAUCCAAACGUCUGUUCACUCUACCCUGAAACAGUACAAAAGAUCUAUGUAUGUCCCUCUACACACCGCCCUGGUUUAUCACUGUAGAGACCCCCUGCAGCACAAUUUACCUAGGGCGUCUUUAAUUAAAGAUAGAACUAUAUGGAGGUAUAACGUUUCCUUAAUUAGGAACGUUAACCAGGCGUUGCUGAAGUUUAAACUGAUUGGAUAAUAAACAUGUAUGUUAUUUAAUGAAGGAGAGUAUGAACUGUGCCUGCUUAUGAGGUUGAUGAUAAAAGAAUUAACAACGCGUUUCGCACUUGCCUAGUAUGCCUAACUGUGUGCUCUGUUUUUAAGGCAAUUGUACGUGGGGCAAUUUGGUUGCCCUGGCAUUUUGCAGCAUGUUGGGCAGGCGACUUAACGCUCAAAAGAGUCCUGGCUAUGAACUGACAGUGACCCGACCUGUGGCGAAAGGGCACCAGGGGCUUUUGGGCGAUUCCCAUUCAAACGAAUGGAAGGGAGGGACUGAUUGCCGUCCACCAAGUUGCAAAGCACUCGGAAUAGUACCAUGUACUUUAACCCUUAAGGAAUUCACGUGGGGUUCUUCCUUGCAGCUUGCAUCCUAUGACUAUUGUAGUUCACCAGUGACCCAUCGCAUUUCAUGCUCGCAUUUUAUGGUUGCUCUGUUCUGUUCUCAGCAACUGCUUCAGGCAGAGAAAUGCUCAAAAACUUCACACAUUCAUCUGCCGUUAUAAUGAAUUUGAGACGACAUCGCCACCGGCUGGUCAUUUUAGCCAACUGACUACGGCUGGCUGAAAAUACAUUUCCCGGGAAAAGGAAAGUCGGGUUCCUUUUUCAGCCGACUGAACUGCUAAUAAAAUUGUUACU
This is a messenger RNA of Xenopus tropicalis (tropical clawed frog), 2213 nucleotides long. RefSeq lists its product as uncharacterized. The transcript is spliced from 2 exons. Gene Ontology annotation, molecular function: glycosyltransferase activity. Gene Ontology annotation, cellular component: membrane. NCBI's taxonomy places the organism in Eukaryota, Metazoa, Chordata, Amphibia, Anura, Pipidae. The record is from RefSeq and is a predicted model, not a curated record. Bases 259 to 1557 code for a protein of 432 amino acids.